AUGUCCUCAAGUGCUCUUCUAUCAUUACCACGCGAACUCCGCGACGAAAUCUACCUCCACCUCUACCCCCCAUCCUCCAACCACCUCACCCUCUUCCUAACCGGGCACUCCCCCCGCUACAGCCUCACCUCCUUCACCCUCCAGCACCACACCGGCGACGCCCAGGACUCCUACCGCAAAGCCCUUCAACACAGCACAGCGCUCCUCCGAACAUCUAAACAACUCCACCACGAAGCAACACCCUUCUUCCGCUCCUCCAUCCUCUACAAAAUCGUCGUCGAGGGAUCCUCGCCGGGUGCGAUCGGCUCCAAGCUCUCGGAAGGACAGUUUCGAGCUUUGGUGGGGAGGAUGCGGAGGGGGGUGGUAUUGGUGACGUGGAAGUAUAAACCCUACGGCGCUUCUUCGUCGUCGAAUCCGAGGCUUUCGGAUAUCGAACAAGUCCUCUCACCUUUGAAGCGGAAUACAGCCCUCCUCGUAGCCAUCCUACGGCAGAACACGGACAUGAAGCUCGAAGCGAUCGGCUGGGACUUCGACGCACGUUCGUCUGGGGAUCCGGUGGUCGUUGAUUCGGCUGUGAGGGUCUUGGAGGGUUUGGGCAGGCAUGAGGGUGUAAAACUCAGGAAUAUGGCGCUGCCGAGGGAGGCUGUCACUGAGGAGGCUUUGGCGAGGUUGGUGAGGGUCUUGGGAGGGGUGGAUUGUUCGGAGCCUUUGGUUGUAGAGAGUGAGUCUUCGUGUGAUGGUCCUGUGAUCCUAGAUGAUGGGCAUGAGUGA
This is a messenger RNA of Zasmidium cellare ATCC 36951, 771 nucleotides long. RefSeq lists its product as uncharacterized. The transcript has 2 exons. NCBI's taxonomy places the organism in Eukaryota, Fungi, Ascomycota, Dothideomycetes, Mycosphaerellales, Mycosphaerellaceae. The record is from RefSeq and is a predicted model, not a curated record. The coding region runs from base 1 to 771 and encodes 256 amino acids.